GUCUCCAUCUUCAUUGGAGAUUUUCUUCUCUUCCAUUUCUUUCACUCCGUACAGUUCUUUAUUGAAAAAAUUGAAAACUUUACAGCAGAGAAUAUGUCAGGCUGCACCAUAUUCUGAGCUGUCUUAAACAUAAACAUAUACUCUCCCUUCAACAACGUGGAAAAGGAGGAUGUUUUGAGAAGUGACGCCGAUUUCUUUGUCUCCAAAUACAGUCUUUUUUCUGAAUCUUGGGUGUUGGGGAGGCAAAAAGACGGAGUCUUGAUGGGGUUUCUUGAUCUGUUUGUGGUGGCGCUGAUGCCUGUUCUUAAAACCCUGGCCAUCACCGCCAUUGGUCUGUUUCUUGCUCUGGAGCGGGUUGAUAUCUUGGGCGCCACUGCCAGGCACAAUCUGAACAAUCUUGUGUUUUAUGUCUUCACCCCGGCGCUUAUCGCCAGCAGCCUUGCUGAGACUGUAACAGCAGACAGCAUUGUCACACUAUGGUUUAUGCCUGUAAACAUACUUCUCACAUUCAUCAUUGGAUCGGUGCUGGGUUGGGUCCUUGUUAAGGUCACGGGAACUUCUCGAGAACUACAUGGUCUUGUCAUCAGCUGCUGUGCUGCAGGGAAUGUGGGAAAUUUGCUUCUCAUCAUAAUACCAGCUGUGUGUGAGGAGAAAAACAGCCCAUUUGGAGAUACUUCGACUUGCUCUACCCAUGGAAGAGCUUAUGCCUCACUUUCAAUGGCGAUAGGAGCUGUUUACAUAUGGACAUACAUAUUUAACAUAAUUCGGGCUUAUGGAACGCCGCGAAGAGAUUCUAGUGCAGACAAAUUGGGUUCUGGCUUCUUAGACAGCUGCAGAGAAGCUCUGCUUUCAAGCCACAGCUUAAAAUAUGAUCAAGAUGAAGAAGCUGUAAUAGUAGUAUGCGACGAUAAACAAGAGCCUUCUCUGCAACAAUCGUCCGUAUGGACGAGGGUCAAGCAAAAAAUGAAACUGUGGGAAGAGAUGAUCAACCUGAAAAUGAUGUUUGCACCCUCCACCAUUGCAACGAUUGUUGGAAUUACAAUAGGAGUAGUAUCCGUGUUACGAAAGCUGAUAAUCGUUGAUAAUGCUCCGCUUCAUGUCAUUGAUAGCUCAGCUGCAAUGUUAGGAGAUGCUGCAAUACCCGCAGUGACGCUUGUAGUUGGAGCAAAUCUUCUUAGAGGGCUCAAGAAACAAACGAUUGGGGUUUGGGUUGUGGUUGGGGUUCAGGUGAUCAGAUUCAUUCUGCUCCCUCUUUGCGGCAUUGCCAUUAUCAAAUUCGCUAUCCAUUUCGGUCUGUUGGGAUCACAUUCUCUCUAUCACUUUGUUCUUCUUCUGCAAUAUGCACUUCCUUCUGCCAUGGGUAUAGGAACCAUCACUCAGUUGUUUGAAGUUGGGGAGACUGAAUGUUCAGUGUUAAUGCUGUGGAAUUACUCUGUGGCUUCCUUUGCAGUUACUCUAUGGGCUACUGUUUACAUGUGGAUUUUGUCUUAGUGUUUUCAUUUUUUCCCCUAAAGAGGAAGAAGAAUGGGUGUGAUUGGAAAAAAGUAUUUUUUUUCCCAAAAAAAAGUAUUUUUAUGAAAUGAAUUGAAAAUGUCAAAUAAUACUCAUUCAUGUCAAUAGUUUUCAUACAUCAUACCCUAUAUUUAGAUUUUUUGACAAUUCAUUAUAAGUAUUUAUUGAAUAUGAAAAAUACACAACUAAUAUCGAAGAAAUUCGAACGAGGGAG
This is a messenger RNA of Cuscuta campestris, 1726 nucleotides long. The record is from the annotation of a GenBank genome assembly. NCBI's taxonomy places the organism in Eukaryota, Viridiplantae, Streptophyta, Magnoliopsida, Solanales, Convolvulaceae.